AUGACCGCAAGAUGUCCCCUAACAUACCUCGUGAACGAUGUUCCACGCGGCGUAUCCCCGAUGGGUCUCAAUCUCUUUCUCGCCGCUCUCGUAAGCGGCUCAUCAAUGACCGACUUCGAGGCUGGCCACUAUAUUGGGAAGAAACCCGAAGGCUCUCGCUUUGGAGAUCUCGCUAGCUUCCUAGCAUUCGUGGAGAGCACUGCCGUUACAGAAUCCCAACUUGACGACGAGCUCAGUGUCGCAACCAUCACAUUUAAAGAACCCCCGAAAUGGUUCAAGAGCCGCGAUUCCGACCCCUAUGGCUUCCCGAAAAAGACGAAGCUGGGCACUAUCUGGAAGGGGGUUGAUAUGACUGCGAAAGAUGACGAUGGGAGAACUGCGUUCAUCAGAGCGGUGAUAGAUGGCAAUCUCAAGCUCGCUGAGACCCUAGCGGAGUACAGAGAGACCGACAUCAAUGCCAAGGACAAUCAAGGCAUGACUGCUCUGCAUUGGGCUUGCAAGAACGGACUGGCGGACCUUACGGCAUUCUGUCUCUCACUGCCGGGAUUGGAUGUCAGCGUCAAGUCUACCGCUGGUCUGACCGCGUUCGAUGUAGCGUACCGUGAAGCCCUUUGGGAUGACAAUGAUGCCAUCCCGACUCUUUUCUACAAGAACAUGUUCGAGAUGGACGAGUACGACCCCGAUAAUGCACUCUUACGACUUCUCACGCUUACAGCGGACCCCCGAGGGAAAACCACGUUUCCCCAAGAAGCCCUAUUUAGUCCAUCGCGGAAUGGCAAUCUACCUCUUGUGCAGGCUCUACUCCAAAACAUGAGCUUCAACAAGCCAAUCGUGUCCAACAAAUACAAAGAAACGGCGCUGCAUAUGGCAGCUGGAGGUGGUCAUACAGCAAUAGUGGUUCUGCUCCUAGGUCAGGAAGGUUAUGAGAUCAAUGCUGUUACUAAGGAUGGGUGUACGGCAUUGCACUACGCCGCCCGAGAAGGCUACAUCCAGACUGUCAAGGAACUUGUAGACCGCGGAGCAAGCCUGAACAUGGAGGAUAUCGGCGGAAAUACAGCACUAGAUCUUGCGACGAAACAUGAACAUCAGUCAACUGUCCGGUUUUUGAUGGAAAAGGGUGCACCCGUGUCGAAUGCGAGGGACGGGAUCAAGGACCAAGGAAAGGAUAAACCUACACUCAACGGAGCCAAUGGCCAGACAAAUGAUAAGAUUGAUCAAGCUAGCGCUGAAGCGGGCGGUCAAACGAACAGUAAUUCAAAUAUCGUGGCUUCUCUCCAAGCGAAUUUACUGGCACAUCUUGCCCAAGCGGGCGGUCACGAGGAGCCGCACAAGAGCGAGCAGACGUCUCUCCAAUCGUCUACCCCAAUUAACAACCAGAAGCCAUCCCAAUCAAACAAGCAGGUGUCCGCCCAAGUGAACGGCCAGAAUUCCGACCAAAAGAAUGAUCAAAUUGUCCAAAUAGAGGUGGAACUAAGGGUGGAAGAGCUACUGCGCGAUCAUGGAAAUGAUAUCAAUCGCAGAGACGACCAAGGAAUGACGCCGUUACAUGUGGCUAUCUUCAGCCAUGAUACAGAUGCUGUGAGGAUGUUGAUUGACCAAGGUGCCAGCAUCGAAGAGAGGUUCUUCACCUGGAAAACACCACUCGAGAUUGCCGAAGAUAUGAAAGAGAAAGCAAUCAUGGCACUCCUGGAGAAGAGUGGUGCCAAGUCCAGCGAGCAGAACGCGCGGGAGCGAGAGCCAAAGUUGAAAGUACGGCAAAUUACUGUUGAGAGGAAGACUGAACAGCUCGUCUUAAAACCGUUGCUCCAGAUUCAGAGCGUUGCACAUUUAGCGGGGGUUUCCAGGGCAGAUUCUAGGCCGGAUUUCAUCGAUGACGACGUAACGGAUAUGGAGAUACCGUUGGAUCAGGAGCUUGCCUCAUCACCCACCAGUGAAACCUCCAAUGUGACUCCUCCGGGUAAUGAAGGCCGCGAGGAGACUCAAAGCCCGGAGCCACCUCACCAGGAGCUUGCGGUCCACCAGCCAUUGUUCAUAGACAUAUCACGUAGUCAGACGCCGGAAAUUGGGUAUAACGACAACAUCGAGACUUUGCAUGAAGUAGAAUACGAAGGACAUCACGAGGAAGACUAUGGAUGGACAAGCCCAGCACGGAGCAUGUCGCCUGAGCCCGAUUUCUCGGGGGGUUACGAUGAUGAUGAUGGAUAUGGCGGAGGAGGAGGGGAUGACGGCUAUGGGGACUGGUAG
Morchella sextelata is the source of this 2244-nucleotide messenger RNA. RefSeq lists its product as uncharacterized. The record is from RefSeq and is a predicted model, not a curated record. Lineage: Eukaryota; Fungi; Ascomycota; Pezizomycetes; Pezizales; Morchellaceae. Gene Ontology annotation, molecular function: protein binding. The coding region runs from base 1 to 2244 and encodes 747 amino acids. The transcript is spliced from 5 exons.